Doryrhamphus excisus (bluestripe pipefish) is the source of this 4927-nucleotide messenger RNA. RefSeq names its product Krueppel-like factor 15. Lineage: Eukaryota; Metazoa; Chordata; Actinopteri; Syngnathiformes; Syngnathidae. Gene Ontology annotation, biological process: regulation of transcription by RNA polymerase II. The record is from RefSeq and is a predicted model, not a curated record. Gene Ontology annotation, molecular function: DNA-binding transcription factor activity, RNA polymerase II-specific; RNA polymerase II cis-regulatory region sequence-specific DNA binding.
GAGCCUUCCGCGGUACUCCAUGUUGUUUUCCUCUACAGUGACACACACUAACACACUGUAUCACACACGAACACACUGGCAGUCAUGUGACGGGCAUUUUGUAAAACUCGGUCAGUGCUCGGUCGACUGUGGAGUAACCUUGCCGCUUCUGGAACAUUCUCAAGGACGAACAUCGAAUCCAUGCGACGUCCGUACACGAGCACAAGACGUUCCUGGCUGGAACCUUUUCAACAUGAAGGCGCUGUUGUGAUGUUUGCUCGUGGACUGUGACGUGCCCCGGGAGAGGACGCGCUUUGAUGACCCACAUUGACUGGACUGUCCCAAAAAGACCAAACAAGUCGUCCUAAAUACACAAAAGUGCAUUUUUGCCAGUGAUGGUAGAUCAUUCCCAGAAGACCCGCGCCUGUCACUUGUCUGGCACGGGGACAGACUUGGACUACAAUGUGAUGCCGUCACCGUUUUCAGAGGACGACUUGAGCGAAUCCUCCAGUCCUCGUUCCUGCUCUAGCCCGGACUCGCAGGUUCUCAGCUCCAGCUUCGGCAGCAACUCCAGCACCGAGACCAACAUCCUGGACCAGCUGCUUUCCCAAACGUCUUUAGGACGAGCCAGCAAUGCUGUUGCAGAACCAGUGGCAUCUUCUGUCCUCUGGGAUGAUGCCUCCAAAUGUGAAACAGGGAAGAAGGAAGGUUUGGAUCCGUUUUCGUGGUCCAAACAACAUCGAGAGUCCUUCCAGCCUACAUUGGAAGAAAUCGAAGAAUUCCUGGAGGAGAAUAUGGAGCUGGUGACCAUGAAGCAGGAACAUCAAGAAGGUGGGCCGGGGAUUGGAAUGGGACCAGAAGAUGUUGGACUGGAGUGUUGUCAGGAGGCUUCCUCUGACACAAAGCCGGAAGUCAAGUGUUCAGACCAAACUGUUGCCAUUGCCAGCACGACCUCUAGUGAGAGCAAACCCUUAUCUUCUACCUUACCUUGUAAGAAGAAGCCAUCACCAGGCAAACCUUCAUCAGCAGACAAGGCCAACAAUGGCGGCAUCAUCCUACACAUUCAGCCCCUUCACAUCAAACAGGAGCCAGCGGUGGUACCUGUAGUCCAGCCCCCUUUAGACCUCACCAUUGCACAGCUAUUGGUCAAUAUCCAAGGCCAGACCUUUGCCCUGGUACCCCACAUCCUGCCCUCACCGAGCUUUGACGUCAGCUCCAAGUUUGUACGCAUCGCUCCCGUCCCCAUCGCAGCCAAGCCUGUCGGCAGCGGAGACCACGUCGCCGGCCAAGGAGCAGGGAUUCAGAAGUUCCUGAAGAACCCGGUGGCGGAUCUUAUUAAAAUGCACAAAUGCACUUUCCCUGGCUGCAAUAAGAUGUACACCAAGAGCAGCCACUUGAAGGCCCACCUGAGAAGACACACUGGCGAGAAACCUUUUGCCUGCAACUGGCAGGGGUGCGGAUGGCGAUUUUCCCGAUCGGACGAGCUGUCGCGACACCGGCGUUCCCACUCGGGGGUGAAGCCUUACCAAUGUCCAGUAUGUGACAAGAAGUUUGCCCGCAGUGACCAUCUGUCCAAACACGUCAAAGUGCACCGUUUUCCACGAAGCAGUCGUACAGGUCGUUCAGCAAAAUGAUGUCUGCCAUUACAAGUGGAAGUACCCGCCCCCUUAUAUCUCUCCAACGCCAUGCAAAAAUCAACGUGUACAGUAGGGAAGUAAGUAUUUCAUCCCCGGUUUGCUAGCUUACACCCUUCCAAAGAUACACGAUUUUUAUGCUAGAUUUAUUUUAAUAGAGACAGAAUAUAAAAAGUUACAUGAAAUACCGAAUAGAGGAAGUACUGAUCAUAUCUUUGGAAGGGGUAAACAUCCAAAAAGGGUGUCAGAUACUUACUUCCCAUACUGUACUUGAGUGUGUACAAAGAACCCAAUACACCCGCUAUGUUAUUACAUACCUUUUGGUGCUUUCAUGUUUGUUUGGUUUAUGGUUGGGAAUUCUCUCCCGCUGCCGCAUCAAAGGUCAUAUAUCAUUUUUUUUUUAACGUAAGAGUAUGUUUCGCUUGGAGAACAACAGAUGGCCUUUUGAUCUGCUUUGAAGCCAGCAGCAUUUUGAAGACGAUAUGCAAAAUGUAGAAGGACUGCCAUUCAUCUGGAUGACCGAGGAGGUAGUACCAGCACUACUAGUACUUGCCAUGGUAGUUCCAAGAAUGCAUCCAGCUGCCAUUCUAUAACCUCAAUAAGCUACUGAGACCUGUCUCACAUUUUACACUUGAACCCAUAAGAAGCCAUAAGAAGACGUGAAACGUGUUCAAAUGUGCCCUUGAACACAUCAGGUCCCUAAAGGAAACGUUUCGGAGUGCUUGUGAUGUGACUUGUCAUUGCUGCUGUUGUAGUGCGUUACUCGUCCUCGUAGUCUUCCAUGAGCCGAACAUUAAUUUACAGUAUUCCAUCCAAGUAUUCCAACAGGAAACAGUGUAACAGUGGGCUACAGCCAGUUUCUCCCUGAGCCAAUCAGGACUGUUGUGUCUGGCUACACUUAACUGAGAUGAGCUGGGAAUGUCUGGAAACUCUCAUGAGUAUACAACACCCUCUACUGGUAGCAGUAGUAAAUACAACAACACGCAUGCAACAAAGCACAGAUAGAUGACUCUAAUACAACACAAGGAUGUAGAACACAACGCAUGUUCAUAGCUGGUAGAAGAAAAUAUGCAACAUUGCACUUUUAAAAAACCUGCAAAGCAGCCAAUCCGUGAUUUGGACUGGCGUCCCAAAAAAAGGCAUUUUUUUUUGGACGCCACAGAGGACUGUCAUAUCAUGUAUCAUAUCAUACAUGAAAUUGAUAGUAGUUACAGUGAUGAUUUGUACAUUAUCUAUCAACAUUGUACCCUCCAAAAACAAACAAUAUGAAGUAAUUAAAAGCUAUUUAAUGAUAAUAAACAUGUCAAAAGAUAUGUUUUUGUACUUACUUAUUGUAUGAAGUCAAAAAGCACCAAAAAUCUGUCUACCGGAGUCAGUGUGAGUGGCACUGUACAGAAAGUCGGACUGGGUCAGGAUUCAGUGUGAGCCCUCGGUAAUAAAUUCAGAAAAAAAAUCACGAUCACUAUAAACUCUCAGUUACUUUCCAGUGUGUCCUGGUUACUGAUACCAUGUUUUGAGUAUAGAUUUUUGCAUCUAAAGCUCUGGUAUCGAUGGUAUCGAUAUUUCAGUACCAGUGGCAGUGUGUUUUACCAUAGAAGUUCAUUUUAAUAAAUCCAACUGUAAUGCUUUGAUAGGGUGUCAAACAUUAACCAUUCAACUCUUCUUCCUAUAUUUCUUCAAUCAAUUCAUAGAAAACCAGCUAGCAAAAUAUUGCUAUGGUGUAUCGUGUUCAAAUUGCGAUGGAAAUCGUGACGUGAUGUAUUCGUCCCAAUAGCAAAAAUGCUAAUAAGACACUCAAUAAAUGUCGCUCUUUCAGUGAUAUUCAAUCAAAGUUACUUUAAUUUGUGUUAAACAUUUGCGUGAGUUUGUCGAUUAAAAUAUUUAAUCGCGAUUAAUCACAUUUUGUCUGGAGUUAACUCAUAAUUAAUUGCAAUAUGGGGGAAAAUGCCAUUCACGAGCAUUCAUUCAUUCAUUUUCUACCGCUUAUCCUAACCCUAGAGGCGGGGUACACCCUGGACUGGUCGGCAGCCAAUCACAGGGCACAUAUAGACAAACAACCAUUCACACUCACAUUCAUACCUAUGGACAAUUUGGAGUCGCCAAUUAACCUAGCAUGUUUUUGGAAUGUGGGAGGAAACCGGAAUACCCAGAGAAAAUACAUGCAUGCUCGGGGAGAACAUGCAAACUCCACACAGAGGUGGCCGUGGGUGGGAUUGAACUCGGGUCUCCUAGCUGUGAGGUCUGCGCGCCAACCACUCGAUCGCCGUGCAGCCCCCAUUCAAAAGCAAUGAAUAAGCAAUGCAGUACAUACUUUUGAUACAUGUAAACUCACCAUUGUUUGACUUGAAAUGGCUUCUUAUGGGUUUUUUGCAGAGAAACAAGGAGGAGGAAGGAUAUUGGAGCAACACAAAUAAAUGCAAACAUGAAUUAGUGAUUGUGAAAUCUGCCUUCUGAUUGGUGUUGAAUCUGAUUUACUGUACGUCAUGUGUACUGUAUGCGUUUGCUUGGUCUUGUAUUUCUAUUGCUUGUCAAGCCUUACUGUACCACAAAGUCCUUAUUUGGAGGGACAACUGCUUAUUGGUCAUCCAUAUCAUAUCUGUGUGGUUCAGGUCAGUUGUUACAUUGUUUUAUUUUUUACAUGUCACAGAGCUGAGAACAACACAACACUGGCACACUACUGCCUCAGCGGUGCUACUGGAAAGCCCUGAGGUGUUUUCUCUCCUGGUAGUUGUAUUCUGUACGUUGAGGUGACGUCAUUGGACACAACGGUGCUAAAGCUGCAACAAGAGCGCUGAAUGUCAUUACAGCAACCACUCAUCUAUUUUUCUGAGCCGUUAUCUGUGUUAUCAGUCACACCGUGUAGCGAAUACGGUCUGUACGUCGAUGCAUCAUUCCUUUUAUUCACUUGUUGAAUUCUUAAUGCCUGCGUGAACACAGGAUUUUUUUUUAAUCACAUCCUAUGAAUGUAUGUAAAUAUGCACAACUUUGCAUGGCUGUAUCCUGGACUCACUCAGAGACUAUUCUGAUACCAUAUGCUAAAAACACAACUAGUGUUUUGUGGAAAUUUGAUGUGAAAACCCUAAUUCUGUACAUAAUUUAAUAUUUCAGUACAUAUCAAUUAUAUAUUAUAUAUAUUUUACCUUUGUUGUACCUGAGAUGCAUUUACAAAUAAAAUGGUUCAAAGCAAAUAUGACGUCCAUCUUGUUGCUGACUGUGUUCAUGGAUUCUAAUUGCAAGCAACUCAAACAAGCAGGAAAAAAAUCCAGAAGAAACCAGUGGAUGCUUGGUUAGCGUCAAUCUGUUCUAGAAGGCCC